UUGCAAUACAAAUCCAGCACAAAGAUGCUCCUGUCGCUGUCGACGCGGAAUGGAGCCGCACCUGCAUCUCGGGGGCAGUCGACGUCGCCAUCAGCACCACCACCACCGUCAGCAUCAGCGUCAGCAUCAUCAUCGUCGUCGUCGUCGGCAGGGUCAACUCCUGGAGCAGCAUUGACGAGCAGCAAUGGGAAACCAGCCACUCCAGCAAGCACUGAAACGAGAAGCCGAAUCGCACUGCCCGCCACUGCAGUCGAGCUCGGGAACAUUCGGCUAUUGCUUGUCAAGACUGAAAGUGCUCAACAAGCGUUCGCCACGUCCACGGCGCAGACAGCUCAAGCGCACUCUGCCUUGCGCGCUGGUCAACAAGAGCAAACCCCAGAAUUUUGGAACCAGCUCCAGCAGCUGUACGCCACCAACGUUGCCAAGUCUGCCGCUCAACUCCAGACACUGCGGGAUGUUCAAUCGCGACUUCGAGCAGUCAUUGAUGUCAAACGCAACCGCAUUCGAGAAACGCAACUUGCAGCCCUGCACUCGGCCGACGUGGGGAAACGCACCAAGCGGCGAUCGUCCGUCAUUAACUCUAUUGUUGGCUACUUGCCAACCUGGAGAGGUAGCAGCUCUGUACUCCCGCCGCGAGUCGGCUGUGUUGCCCCGGACAUUGCAUAUCGUGUUCCUAAUGGAGAACAGGUUGCGGCGUACAAUGCAGCAGUCGAAGAACCAGACGAUCGCUGGAUUCUCGCCACUGUCGUCAACUCGGAUAGCCAGCAGUAUGAAGUAGAAGACAUUGUUGAGGAUGUCAACGUCGACACGAGUCAAACUCGGCAUUGGCUCCCGGCAAAAUGCAUUGUCGCCCUUCCUACCUGGCAGCCGGAGCCUCACCGUCACGAAGCAUUCAUAUCGAAAGGCACCCACGUCAUGGCCCUCUAUCCCCAAACAACCUGCUUUUAUCCCGCCGUCGUAUUUUCACCGCCAACCGAAACUCGGAGAGACUAUUUACUGAAUUUUAGCGAUGACGAAGAUGUCGACGGCACCACACCCGAGCGCGAGGUCUCAGUCAAAUUUGUCCUUUCUGCGCGACCUCCACCAGUGUAAAAUUCAUGAACAACGUUGUACUCGGAUGGAGAAAAAAAAAACAAUGUUUUUUUGGUACUUUGGAAGACACGCUUCAGCUGGCCCGGAGCAGAAAAACAAAUCAAACAUAAAACAAACAAAAC
Capsaspora owczarzaki ATCC 30864 is the source of this 1214-nucleotide messenger RNA. RefSeq lists its product as hypothetical. The record is from RefSeq and is a predicted model, not a curated record. The transcript is spliced from 8 exons. Lineage: Eukaryota; Filasterea; Ministeriida; Capsasporidae. Gene Ontology annotation, cellular component: SAGA complex. Bases 25 to 1092 code for a protein of 355 amino acids.